Messenger RNA from Periophthalmus magnuspinnatus, 15679 nucleotides. RefSeq names its product nesprin-1-like. Gene Ontology annotation, cellular component: cytoplasm; meiotic nuclear membrane microtubule tethering complex; nuclear outer membrane. The transcript is spliced from 80 exons. The record is from RefSeq and is a predicted model, not a curated record. Lineage: Eukaryota; Metazoa; Chordata; Actinopteri; Gobiiformes; Gobiidae. Gene Ontology annotation, molecular function: actin filament binding. Gene Ontology annotation, biological process: nuclear migration. The coding region runs from base 467 to 15679 and encodes 5070 amino acids.
CUCCAUCUCACCUCCCGCCUACAUAGAAUUGAUCUGCCGUGGCCUAGUUUACACUCAGGAGACCUGGCUGGACACCUGAAGUCCUAUUGGUGCAGAUGCCACACCGAUGGACACACCAGUCUCUCUGAUUGGACGGUGAGUGUGGAGCAGGAAGCAGUGAGAUCAGACUCGGGAGCAGGAGGGGCUGAUUCACACAAAUGUUCUCCCACAUACACACACAUAGAUAAACGCACUUACCUCAUUGCCAGGGGAGGAGCUGUGAGUGCAGACCGCCACAGACUGCAACAGGGAUGACUUGAGCAACACAACAACAUCAUGAACAUAGUCACUUGUAUCACAAGCUCAUGUAACAGCUAGUCUUCCCUGUGAACAGAUGACAUGGAGGCAGAUUUGAAGAUGGGAGCCCUGCAGAUUUGAUGUAUUGGAGUUGGGACAUGACUUUGUUGACCUCUGUCUGGACAUCAUUAUGGCAUCUCCAAGACACUAUGGUCACUCUCCCCGGCAUAUUGCCAAUGUAAUGCAGAGGCUUCAAGAUGAGCAAGAGGCAGUGCAGAAGAGGACUUUCACUAAAUGGAUCAAUUCCCACUUGGCAAAGAGUGUGCCCCCACUGGUGGUAUCAGACCUGUUUGAGGACAUCAAGGAUGGGGUGAUGUUGUUGGCUCUGCUGGAAGUACUUUCUGGACAAAAACUGCCAUGUGAGCGGGGCAAGAAACUCAAAAGGAUCCACUGGGUCGCCAACAUCGGCACUGCGCUCAAAUUUCUGGAGGGGAGGAAGAUCAAACUUGUCAACAUCAACUCAACAGACAUAGUAGAUGGAAGACCGGCCAUUGUUCUUGGAUUGGUGUGGACAAUAAUCCUCUAUUUUCAGAUUGAAGAGUUAACCAGCAGUCUACCAGCACUUCAAGCCCAGUCCAGCAGCACUUCCUCACUGGACAGUUCAGCCAGCAGCACUGAGACCACCAGCCCACCUGUCAAGAAGAAGCCCCUCCCACCUCCACAGGGCGGAGCAAGAAAGGCCCUCUUAAAAUGGGUCCAACAAACAGCCACCAAGCGAAUGGGCAUUGAUGUACGAGACUUUGGCCCAAGUUGGCGGACAGGUCUGGCCUUCUUCGCAGUGAUCCAUUACCUUCAGCCAAAUCUAGUCGACAUGGAACAAGCUUGGGGAAGACCCAACCAAGAAAAUCUGCAGGAAGCCUUUUCAUUAGCAGAGAAAGAGCUGGGCAUUCCUCAGCUGCUUGACCCAGAAGAUGUUGAUGUGGACAAACCAGAUGAGAAAUCUAUAAUGACAUAUGUCGCCCAGUUCCUGAAACAUCACCCAAAACAGAGUGAUCCAGAAGACACACAGGAGGAUGAGAGAGAGCAGCGCAAGAGCCUGAGGGAGCUCAAAACAUGGCUCGAACAGCUGGAUAGAGACGCCAUGCAGGCCCAGGAGACGGAGGCCAAUCUCGCCCUGCAAUACCAAUUAUUCAAGAGUUUGCGUGUCCAGUUGGAGAUGAAGAGAAAGCAGGUGGAGAGUGCUCUGCAGUCCACUCAGAAAGAUGGGAUGCUCACAGUGGAUCAAGCUUUGGUCAAACAGGCCUGGGAAAAGGUGUCUAACAGGUUGCUGGACUGGCACUUGAAGCUGGACCGGUCCCUCCCGGCCCCUCUGGACCAGGUGGGGUCUUGGCUUCACCAGGCUGAAGGAGCUUUGAGACAGGAGGUCAUUAUGCAGCAGGCUCACGAACAGACAGCUAACAUUAUCCACCGAGCUCUGGAGCAGCACAAGGAUGUGCUGAGGAGCCUGGAGAGUCACAAACAGGUCCUCCAGAGGAUCCAUAAAGACAGAAGUGUGGGUGGUAUACUAGUGCCCUCGGACCAGCUACAAGACAUGGCUGAAAGGAUGAACUUUGUUUGUACAUCGUCAAGUGUCUACCUGGCCAAGAUGGAGUUUUUGGAAAACCAGCACCAUAUGCAAGCCUUCCUCAGUCUGGCUGAAUCCAGACUCAAGUCCUGGAUCAUCAAAUAUGGCCGCCAAGAGUCUGUAGAACUUAUGCUCCACAAUUAUAAAUUGUUUGUAGAAAAGCAGAGGUUCUUUGACAACUAUGAAGCAUUGUUCCAGUCCCUUAAACAUGCUGGCGAGGCAUAUGUCAUUGCUGAUAGUUCAGUGGAAGAGGGAGAGCUUGGAGUGCGACGGUUUAUCCGUGAGGUAGUGACCCAGUGGAGGAGUCUGUCCAUGGAGGUGCGCAGUGUGAGGAGUAUGCUGGAGGAGGUGCUGUCCAAUUGGGAGAGGUACAACUCCACUGUGGUCGUGCUACAGACCUGGCUAGAUGAUGCUGAGGCUGCCCUAAGCCAACCAGAAAACAUUAAAAGGGAGUUUUUCAGGAAUCUAAGCCACUGGAUGGAUCAGCACUCGGCCAUGAACGACGCAGGAAAUUUUCUGAUUGAAACAUGUGAUGAGACAGUAUCUCUCGAUCUGAAGCAACAGCUAUUACUAAUGAAUGGGCGCUGGAGGGACCUUUUUCUCAAAGUCAAACAAUAUGCUCAUGCUGAUGAACUGGAAAAGUACCGAAAGGAUCAUGUAAAGGCCAUUUCAGCUCUGAAAGAACUUCUGGACACAGCAGAAACCAAACUUAAUUCUCCAGUUCAUGUGUCUUUCCUAAAUGUGAGAGCAUUUCUGCAGGAUGUGGAGGAAACAAAGCAAAAGGUCGUAGCCAUGGAAACCCAAUACAAACUUGCCGCCCGCAGUGCUCAGCUCCUGACGAAGGACGGGCCACAGGACGAAGCUGCACGGGUCCUGGCAACUAUGGCCACAGCUAAAAGUCAGCUGAGUAAGGUGAGAGAGCGCUGUCCCUCCCUUGUGAGAGAGUGCAAUGUCCUUUUGCCUCUUUUGGAGGAAAUGGAGAAACACAUCAGUGCAUUUUACCAGGCCUUGGAGCGAGCGAGCUGCAUCACAUCAAUGGAGAGAGAAACAGAGCCACAGAGCCAAACUCAACAUAAGCACAAGUGGCAGGAAUUGCUAAACCAGCAGCAAAGUUGUAAACGUUGCCUCUCAGUGAUAGAAAAAAACAACCACAGCUUGCAGAGGGCAAUCUCCACAAGCAAGGUGCUGAAAAACCUCAACAUGUCGAUGUUGCAGAAGAGAGUGUCCGAGAUCCAGACUUCAGCUCAGACCUUGCUCAAGGAGAUUGGGGACUGGAGAAGGCAGGAGGAGGCCAACAACAGCCUGAGAAGGAGGUUUGAAGAUUCCCGUCAGGAGCUGGAGAGAAUAUUGAAAAAAUCUCAGAGUUGUCUAAGGGAGACUGGAGAUGCGGAAGACCUGCUGAAAAAACACACAGAGAUAUUCAGCCAGUGUGACCAACGAGUUUUGAACGUCUUCUUGAAAGCAUGUGAUGAGUUGACUGACAUCCUGCCAGAGGAGGAGCAACAGAAACUACAGGAAACUGUUAGGACUCUACAUAAACACUGGAAGGAUGUCCAAAGUGAAUUACCUACUCACAUUGUUCGCCUGAAAGUGGAAAUUGAGCAAAAUCGUGUGGCUUCCAUCCUCCAGGACUGCCGGGCCGAGCUGGACAGAGAAAUGCAUGCUCUGUCUGGGACCUGCACCAGCGAGCGAUUGAUCAAAGAGCACAGGACUUUCUUCAGGGAACGCAAACCUCUGACUUUGUGCGAGAAGAGGAUUAGAAACAUGGAGGAUCUCUGUCAGAAACUGCCUGACAAUGAUGUUGCUUAUCGGGUACUCGACUCCACCAGGGGUGCAGUGGAGGAGGUUACAGGGAUAAUCAAGAGCACCUAUCUCAAAUUAGAGCAGUACCCAGAUAAGUGGAAAGACUGGAAUGAGAGGUUUUGUGAACUUUCUGAUUGGGUAUCUUCUCAGAGGAGGCAUAUCAGGUUUCUGAAGGAAUCUGUGAGAAAAUCAAGUGAUCAUGAGCAAUUUGAAUCUGCUGUUCAAGAGCUACAAGAAGCAAUAGAAGCUCAACAGGAAUGUAUUUUAUGGCUGAAGUCUCGGCUGUCUGAGCUGUCUGAAGUUAGUUCUGAACAGGAGAUACAGAGACAGAGGGCGUCCCUGGACAAACUAUCCUCAGAUUUACGUGCUCUGUUUUCUUCUCUUUGUCAGUGGGAUGAGGAGGAGGGCUCUGCUAUACUUGAGUCUGGUGAGCUCAAAGAGGAGUUGCAUAGAGCUCUUGAAGAGAUGUUGAAAUUACAGAAAGAGGCUGAGGAUCUGAGCAGCAGACUUCUGGAUGCAGAAGACCUGGAAGAGGCCAAACAAAUAUAUCUCAUUCACCAGCAACAAAUGAAGCGCCUGUACUCCAACCGCAGAGAGGCUGAGCUCCUGUUGCCCCACUGUCACAGGCUGCAUAAAGAGCAGGGCCUGAGUGCGUCUGUGUUGGAGCUGGAGAAAACCAUCAGAGAGGUGGACAGUCACUCGGAGGCAGAGCAGCACGACUUGCAGGCCACACUCAGCUCCUGGCAAACAUUUGAAACUGAAAGAGAAAUAAUUUGGGGGUUCAUCAGCCACACCAGCAAUGAGCUUCACAAAGAGCUCAUUUUCAACAGCCUCGACAGUCUGAGAUCUGAGCUGGAGCAUAACAAGGAGCUGUGUGCCGAGGCAGAGGAGUUUUCUGUUCGAGCGGAUCUGCUUCUGGAGAAGGCCGCAGAUUUGCAUUUGAGUGCCAAAACACAAACUCUUCUUCUUCAACAGGCUCAGGCCACCAGGGAGGAGGUUGCACAACUUCAAGACCACCUCAAUAAAAUUGUUUCCCAGUUGGAGAUGAUGUGUUUGUGGUGGCAGCGCUUUAGCAAUGAGUCCAAGGCUUUUUCUGAUUGGAUCAAUGGGAAAGAACAGGAGCUGGAGACCAUUAACCCCUCCUCAUCCUCAGAGCCAUUGGAUGAGAAUAUCACUGCUGUGGAGGACAUGGCUGAAGCUCUGGGUGAAAAAUGGGCCGUUAUCGCUCACAUGGAGGCAGACUGUGAGUGCUUGUCCAAGUUUGUAACCCCUGGAGAGGCAGGGCGCAUCCGGGCACGACUGACACAGAUCAAGAGAUACUGGGACGAGCUAAAGGGGCGAGUGGAGCAGGUUGGGGGACAGCUCCAUCAGAGCGCGACCUACAGGCAGCGCUACAAUGACAAUCUACAACAGAUAAAGAAAACAAUGGCUGAUUUGAAGGAGAAGCUUGACUGUCCGAUCAACAACUGUUCAUCUUCUUCUGAAACCUACAAAACCCUCCAAGAUCACGUGGAGGUGUGCCAGGCUAUUGAGCAGCUGAAGCCCAGACUAAUGGCUCUGUGCUCGGCCCUAAAGAGGUUCAAAGAGGGGGGGCAGCUGGAGGAAGAGGUGGGAAAUCUGCAGAAACAGCAGGCACAAUUCAUGGGGGCUGCUUCAGAAAAACAAUCUACACUGGAGAGUCUUCUAGCUCUGUGGCAAAGGUUUGAAAAAGAGAGUUUGUCAAUGAAAAGCUGGCUGGACAGGUGUGAAUCAGUUUGCUGUCCAGACACUGACCUCCUCUCUGCAGACAAAGGGAAACUGAGAAAUGAACUACAAAAUGUAAAGGAAAUGCAGCAGGAAACUCCAUCUUAUGAGGCUCUUCUCUUUGGCCUUUUAAAUCUUGGCAUUUGUCUUUAUCCCACUGCGUCUGAUCAUCGCACCAGAGAGCUUAAUGAAAACUUGACAGGUCUACAGCAGAGAAGCUAUUCUCUGAAAAACACUAUCACUCAAAGGUUAACGUUGCUUGAAACACAACUGUCUAAACUCCAGCUUUUUGAUGAGGCUUUGUUGAGCGUGACCCAAAGCAGUGAACGUUUCCUUUCAGAGUUGAGAGGUUCAUCUCUUGUGGAUAUUGGAAACCUGCAGGCUUCAUUUAAUAAAGUCAAGGAGCAUGAAACACAGUUGGUGCGGUUGGAGUCAUUGAAAGCGCGUCUGGAAGAGCAAGUGUCCACCCUGCUCCUCUCCUCCAUGCCCGAGGCCCAACAGCAGAUCCAGAACUGGAAAGAGGAUGGCCUACAACCCCUACACGAAUCCCAGCGUCUCUUGAUGUCCCGUACUGAAUGCCUUGAAGAGCUUAAGAUCUUCGUUGAUAAGCACGGAGCUGCAGUAAAAACAGUGCGCCAGCUUCAUGAGGCUGUGGAGGGCCGGGGCAGCUGGGACCGUUCCAAGGCUGAAGAACUGCAUCAUGGGAUAGGGGAAGUAGCAAAAGAUGUUGCGCGACUGGAGGCGGAGGCCGUUGGAUUAGACGGACAGUUGAGCAGGGCACAUCUUCACUUGUGUGGGGCAGAGUGGCGAGGUCCAAAGAACCCAGGACAUCCACAGGGAAGGACAUCUUGCCGGGGUCAGAUGGUGGCCCUGACCAUGGCAUUGGAGGAGGUACAGAGAGGCGUGGGCUGGAGGCAAAGCGAAGCAGAUGCUCUCAGUACCCUCUGGAGCUCCUUCAGGGAGAAAAGGGAGGAGGUGCUGAACAGUCUGAAAAAAAUGGAGGAUGCACUGAGACAAGAGGAUGCCAGAGAAAACACUGUGCUGGCAUUUCAAAACAGGCUGCGCUUCUUCAUCCAGCUGGAGGAUGAGCUCCAGUCCCUGCAGCACUCCCGACAGUGGCUGCAGGAGAAAGGCAGCCAACUGGCCCAGAGAGACACUGAGCUGUGUGGGGAGGCUGUGAGGGAGGUGGCUCUGGUGGAGUCAGCCUGGGACAGCGUGAAGGCAGCAAUUUCAACUGGCCAGGAACAAAGUGGAGUUUUGGUAGAUCUUCUUCGUCAGUUUCACCACCUGAAGUCUGCCUUGAGCACCGCUGUGGAAAAUGCACAAACAGUCGCUCACAAUCUGCCCGACCACAACCAUAACGCGCAAGAGGCCAAGUGGAUCUACUCACGGCAUGAAGCAGUCCAGGAGAACCUUAAAGAAAAACAAGAAGAAAUGGAUCAGCUCAUCAGUACAGUAGAGGAUCUGCAGAGAGAACUCGAAAAACUCCCAAACUCAGACACAACCUCUAUACAAAAAGAUAUGGAGGCAUUAAGAGACCAGUGGCUAGAGGUCUCAGAGCGUAUUCAAACCAACACAGAAAGACUGGGGUACUGUGUGGCCCUUUGGAACGACCUCAAAGCGAUGGAGCAGGACAUCUCUGAAUGGGCCGCCUCUUCAAUCACUGAUCUCACAGACUGUGUAACCAAUCUGAGCGACAAGGAGAAGACAGAGGAGCAUCUUACAGCAUUUCAGGCAGAGGUGGAGAAACGAGAGCAGAGGCUGGACUCGCUGCAGGAGCGAGUGACAGAGCUGAAGGAGAGGGCCAAGCUGCAGGAAACCCCAUUACAGAUGCAGGUUGUUGAAUCUGACCUGAGAAAGAAAAUGGCCCAUGUUCAGGAGGUGUACAACCAGGCCAAACACACGCUGACCUACUUUAGUUUCCAGAAACAGAGACUGGAGGACCUCAUGUCCCAAAUGACUGAGCGGCUUGAGGCUGCUGAGGGCUCCUUAUCCGACCUGACUGAUGCUACAUCUCUGGAAGACAUGGGUACAGUGAAGGACUUACAGAGUGUGUUGCAGCAGCAGAGGGCAGACAUGGACUCUGCCCGGGAUGCUCUGAGUGCACUUUGUAGGUCUCAUCCCUCUGAAGAGCUGUCCCGUCUCUCCUCUGACCUCACAUCUAUUGCCAAAUGGACAGAGACUGUGGCUCAGCGCUGUGCCAAGACUAAAGGAAGUCUUCAGGAAGGCCUACAGAUUCACUUUAAUGAGCUUGUCAAAGCCUUGCGCUCCUGGCUUGCAAAUCAGAACUCUGACUUGAAAGAGUGGUGUAACCAAUCCGGAGAUGCUGCUGUCCUAAACGCAAAGUUGCAUAGGCUAACGGUGUUAGAGGAGCAGACAGCAGAGGGAGAGAGACGUCUGUGUCAGGUUUCAGAGGAAGCUGAGAGGCUUCAGCAUCACCUUUCAAAAGCUGCAGCUGCUCAAGUCCAGGACAAUCUUUCAUCCUGCCAGAAGGAGUGGAAGAAUUACUUAGACAACUGUUCCCAAUGCCAACAAGAUCUGGAAGAUGCUAUUGACCUCUUAAAGAAUUUUGAUGAUGGUGUGGUGCAUAUGAGAGACUGGUUGAAACAGAUGGAGCUCAGCCUGAAGUGUGAGUCUGUUCCUGGAGAUGAAGGGCAGCAGGGUGCCCCUGACACUGCAGAGGAGCUGGAGAAGGUGGAGAGAGUACACAAUGAGCUGCUGGAGAGACGGGAGUCCAUUGAGCGACUGUGUCAGGAGGCCCAGUCUCUCUCAGAAGCCGGGAGGGGGUCAGGUGGAGAGGUCAGAGUCACUGGACAGCUCCAUAUGGGGCACCAGUCUCUGCUGAAGGCAGCCAGAGAGAGACUAAAAUGCUGCCAAGAGAGCCAGGCCUUUGCAGAGACCCUCCAGGGAGUGUGGGCCUGGCUGGAGGAGAUCCAGGAGAGAUUGGGGACAGUAGACAGCACCAUGGGCACGAAAGAUCAGCUGGAGCAGAGGCUGGAAACUGUGCAGGAUAUCCUGCUUUUGAAGGGAGAAGGAGAAGUAAAGCUAAACAUGGCCAUGGGGAAGGGUGAGCUUGCUCUGCGCAGUUAUGGGACUGCUGGACAGGAAAUGGUCAAAUCUCAGCUUCAGGAAGUGGAGGAUGCUUGGGCCACUCUGCUGGUGACUGCCAUGAGCUGCCACAGCCGGUUGGAGUGGACUGUGUCUCAAUGGAGUGGAUAUUUGGACAGUGCGAACCAGCUGCGGUGCUGGAUGGAGGCUCUGGAGCGGGAAGUGAGUGCACCUCUCACCCCUCAGCCCGGGCCCAGAGAAAAGGCUGCUCAGCUGGACAGACUCAGAGCCCUGCUGUCUGAUCUUGAAGACCACCAGGUGGCACUGUCCAGCUUGGAAGAGAAAGCCCGCGAGCUCUUCAAAAAGACUGGAGAUGCAAGCUUCAAUCAUGGGGCUCGCACCCAGCUACAAGCACAGUUUGAUGAUCUUACAGCUCUGGUGGAGGGCAAGGUUAGUCUUGCCCAGAGCAUAGUGUUGGAGCAUCAGGAGUAUCUGGAGUCAGUUCGAGAGCUGACAGACUGGUUGAUGACAAGUGGAGAGGAGCUACAGCACUGGUCUGAUACAUCUGGAGAUUCUACCUCUAUCAAGAAGAAGCUCUCUGAAGUCAGAGAGCGAGUAGAGAGCCGUCUGUUGGAGGGCCGUGACCGCCUCAGCCGUGUGCGCCGCAGUGCUGCGACCACAGCAGAGCAUACGGCGGCUGGAGGCUGCGAGGCCAUGGACCGCCAGCUGGGGGCACUGUCACAGGCUCUGGAGCAGUGGGAGGGGGCUGCACUGAGGGCCAGAGACAGUCUAGAAGGGGCUCUGGCUUCUGCUGCAGCUUCAGAAGAAGCAUACGAGCAUUUGGUGGCCCAACUAGAACAGGAACUGAAAGAGCUGGACCUCAGGCUGAAGGGGUGGAGCCAGGAAUUGAUUAAAGCUGAGGGGCGGAGCAGUGGCGAGGAGGCUGUGGAGGGCUGGCAGCUUGCUAAGGAGAUACUGGAGGGCUUGCAGAGUGCCGAGCCCAUGGCAGAGAAGUUGAAAAGCCAACUGAACGACCUGGUGCGGUACUCCCGAGACAUCAGCUCCCAGUCAGACAGAGUGACUGCACUGAUCAAGCAGCACAACAGCUUGAGUCUGCGUGCAUCCAGGGAGUGUCAAAACAAGGAGCGUUUGUUGGAGCAGCGGUUCAGGGCAGCUCUGCGAGACUUUCAGCAAUGGUUGGUCAACGCCAAAAUCAGCACUGCCAAAUGUUUUGAUGUGCCUCAAAGUGUUGCCGAGGCCUCCACCGCCUUACAGAGAAUACAAGAGUUUCUGAGUGACAGGGAGCAUGGUCAGGCCAGGCUGAGCACCGUGGGGGCCAGUGGGGAGCUGCUCAUGGCGGUGGUGUCCAAAGACAGAGUGGAGGGGAUCAAGGCCAAGGUGGAGAGCACGCGGGAUGACUGGAAGAGCCUGAUGAAUAACUUACAAAUGAGGGAAGAUGCUCUCAAGAACCUGCAAUCUCAGAUGACAGAGUUUGAAGCGAGCGCAGAGCCACUGCAGGACUGGCUAAGCAACACUGAGGUCAAAGUUCAAGAAAGCAGCACCCGCCUCCACGACCUGUCUGCUAAGAGAGAGGAACUAAGCAAAUUGCAGUGCGUGCUGAAGGAGAUGUCCGAUCGCGAGGCAGAGCUGACCAGGCUGAGGGAGAGCGCUCAUUGUCUUUGGGAGGGACAGGCCGCAGGCAAAGGCUUUGUCCACCGCGUGUCGCAGCUCUCUGCACAAUACCUGGCACUCAACAACUUGGCCAAGGAUAAAGCCUCCAGGAUUGAGCGGAUCGUUGGGGAGCACCGCCUUUUCUCUCAGGGCCUAAAGGAGCUCCAAGACUGGGUGAGUGAGGCUCAGAGCGUCCUCAGCUCCUGCCUCUCUCCCACCACAGACAAGAGUGUACUGGAGGAGCGAAUGCUUCAGCUUGAAGCACUGCUGGCUGCUCGUCAAGAAAGGGAGAUCCAACUAAAGAUGCUGCUAACACGAGGAGAGGCGGUCCAAAGAAAUACUUCAGCUGAGGGGGUACCAGUCAUUCGCAAACAGAUCCAGGACCUCAAGGACUCCUGGGAUUCUCUGCUUUCUGCCUCCAUCCAGUGCAAAAGUCAGCUAGAAGGCGCUCUGUCACAGUGGACUAGUUAUCAAGAGGAUGUGGGUCAGUUUGUGCAGUGGAUGGACAGAGUGGAAGAGACACUCAACUGCGCUGACAGACAGUAUUCAGAAAUGAGGGACAAGACUGCCAACCUGGGCAAGACCAAGCUACUCUAUGAGGAAGUACUGAGUCACAGCAGUCCUUUGGAAACCAUUGCUACAAAGGGAUCCAAUAUGCCCGAACACUAUAAUACUCAUCUGGAGGUCCAGCAGCUACAAUCACAAUACAACAGCCUCACGGAAAAAGCCAAAAAUGCAGUGAGCAAGGCCAAAGGGCUGGUGUUGGUGCAUCAGGAGUAUCAGAGAGCCCUGCAUGUGUUUGAGGACUGGCUGGAGCAGGAGCAGGCAACUUUAGCAACUCUGUCCCAUCCAGAAGGAAGUGUGGAUACUCUCGAGAGCACACUGCAGCAGCUACAGACCCUGCAGGAGCGUUGUUCAAAGGGGCAGUCUUUGCUAUCCUCUGUUCUGACCAGCCGAGCGCGGGUUAUUCCAUGGGGUGUCCCGCAGAUUGAGGACCGGGCCCUGGACACGGCUCAGAGGGAGUGGGGAGUCUACCAGGUCCGACUGGAGGAGACCCAGAGUCAGCUCAAAGCGACCCUGGGCAGAGUGAGGCAAAUGGGGCAGAAGUUCCUGAGUCUGGCCCAUUGGUUGGAGGAGAUGGAGAAGAUGGCAAACAGACGGAGGCAUCCCAGGUCUGACAGGGCAACCAAGGAGGAUCAGCUCAAGAAACUGCAGGGGUGUCUAGAGGCAGCGUUAACUCGACAAGAGGAGGUAGACAGGCUCUCUCCGCUGGCCCAGCAGGUUUUAGAGGAGACCUACAUCAGCAGUCGGGUCAGUGUUACUGCCACACAGCUAACGACCCGCUACCACUCCCUGCUGCUCAACAUACAGGAAACCAUCAAACACCUUCAGGAGGAGCUGAAGAGCAUCAAUGAAGCAGAAAACCUUUGCAUCUCAUUUUCUGACUGGCUUGGCUCAACUCAAAAAACCUUCACAACUUUAACUGAUAGCUCUGAACCUUUCGACCGCAUUACUAUGGAGAAAAAGAUGAAGAAAUUAGAGAACCUUCAGACUGAACUCCAACGUGGCCACAGUUACCUGAAGUCCUUGAGAGAGAGAGCAGAGCAGGCAGCUGGCUUCCUGGAUGAGGCUGGUGCUGAACAUUUGGGUGGAGAGGUGGAGGCCCGACUGUCCCAGCUAGAGGAGCUGUCCAGCGCUCUUAGACAGGAUCACAGUUUCCUGGAUCGGGCCUUACUGCUAUCCAAGGAGUUUCAGGACCGCUACAAGGCCCAGGCCCAAUGGCUGGUGGAGACGAGGGUGGUGCUUGCAACUCCGGUAGAGCCCAAAGCAGAGCUAUACCAGAGGAGAGCUCAGCUGGCGAAGUAUAAGGCCCUGCUCCAGGUGGUCCAGUCCCAUGAUGGAUCUGUCAGGGCGGUGGUGGAGAGAGGUGAUGCUCUGUUGGCAUUGGUCCAUUACCCCUCAGUCCGAGACAAGAUGAACAGGCUGCAGAAGGACUACUGUGACCUAUGUAACACCGCUAUGGCUCAUGUGGAGGGUCUGGAAGUCCAAGUGAAGGAGCAGGAAGUGUACCACAAUGAACUCCAGGAAGUAGAGCGCUGGCUUUUGCAAAUGUCAAGCAGGAUGGUGACUCCUGACCCCACUGUGGGAGGAAGCCUGGAGGCAGCCACGCAACAAUUGGCCAGACACAAGGCCAUAAUGGAGGAAAUCGCAGGUUUUGAGGAGCGCUUGGCGGACCUGAAGGAGCGUGGAGACCACCUGGUGCAUGGCUGUAGUGAGCGCUUGCAGAACAGGCUGAGACAGCAGGUCCAGGCACACCAACAAGGCACUCGAGACAGCUAUUCUGCCAUCUGCAGCACCGCGCAGAGGGUUUAUCAAAGUUUGGACCAUGAGUUGCAGCGGCAUGUGAGUCUUCAGGAUGCCCUACAGCAAUGCCAGAGCUGGCUGACCUCUGUCCCACCUGAACUGAAGCCUUACAUACAAACUGCACUCAGCCUGGAGGAGGCGCUACAGCAGGUGAAGCAGGAGCGGGCUUUUCAGGAGCAGGCGAGCACUUACCUCCAACUGCUGUGUUCCACCUGUGAUCUGUCUGAGCAGAGGGUCAGAGACACUGCUGCUGAAAUACAACAGGUCAAACUGCAGAUUGAGGACAGAAUGAUUCUUUGUGAGGAAAUGGCUGACAGCUGGCGGGAUAUUGAAGAGCAUAAGGCAGAUCUAGAGGUCCAACUCCGAGAAACUGAGCAACAACUCCAAACUCUCUGCAGGAGACCCGCAGAACUGGAGCAGAAGAUUGCACAGAAUCAGCUGGACAAGGCCCAGGAGUUCCUCCAGCAGAUUCGUGAGAAGCAGUCAGAGGUAAGCCAUCUGAAUGAGGCUGUGUGUCGACUGACAGACAGGCAGAACUGUCCUGUCUCUGAGGAGAUAAGAAGACUCAAGAAAAGCUGGAUGGAGCUUGGCCAGCAGGCCGAGGAGCAGGAGGCCCAGAGAGGGGAGGACAUGCAGCGGAGUGGGGAGUACCAGGAGAGUGUGGCCACAGUGGAGGAACUUUUCCAUCAAGUGUCCCGGGAGUGGGACUACCUUGCUAGGGCUGACACAGAAAGCACAAGUGAACAUCUGGAGGCACUCAGGAAGCUUUUCAGUGAUUUAGAGGAGCAGCGUACAACUCUUGAAGAGCUAAGAGACCAGAGACAGGCCAUACUUCCUCGACUAAGUCUUUUAGACAAGGAGCUGGUAAAACAGCAGGUGAGCCAUCUGGAGCAGCGCUGGGCCCAAUUGGAAUCUGUCAUUCAGCAGAAAAUCUACGACUCCGCCCAGACACUGGAGGAGCUGGCUCGAGUGGAGACCCAGUUGCGGGAGGCAAGGGAGUGGGUGGAGGAGCAGAGGCCAGCUCUUACCUCUGCACUGAAAGGCAGCCCACCGCCUGAUGUGGCCCAGAGCUUCCUGUUUGACCAUCUGAGCGUCUGUGUGGAACUUGAGGCCCAACAGCAGCUACUGACACAGGCUGUGAGCGAAGCCCAGACAGUGAUGCCUCGACUGGGACUGAGCGAGAAGAGAAACCUGCAAGAGCUGGUGGAGCAGGCCCAGGCAGAGGUGGAGGCGCUGGGGGCGAGAGUCACACAGAGGAGGAAGUAUCUCAGCAAAGCAUUCACAGAGAGGACACAGUUCCUUCAGGGCCUUGGCAGAGCAAUAAACUGGAUCCAACAGCAGGAGAGGAAAGCUUUGAUAGAUGACCACAUAGCUCUGCUCCCUGAGGACCUGUCCAAACAGGUGUCUGUCUGCAGAGGAGUCCAGAGCAGCUUGAGAGAGUACCAGAGAGAGUUGUCCUCUCUGUGGGGUCAAGGUCGAGAGCUGGAGAGAGAUGCCACUGACAAAGAGAGGACAGAAACCAUGUCCAAACUUCAGGAGCUGCAGAUAGUGUUUGAGGGUGUGCUUCAAAGCACCACUCACAGACUCACAGACCUGGAAAAGGCUCUGACCUCAAGGAAGUACUUCCAGGUCGAUUUGGACAAGACCUGUCACUGGUUGAGACAGGCAGAUGCCAUCACCUUUCCUGAAAUCAUUGUACAUAAUGUGGAAGAUUGCUCUGAGCUGCAGUCUCAACUCUCAAACUAUCAGCAAGUUCUGGAGCAAGCCUCAGAGUAUGAGAACCUCCUGCUCAUUGUCCAAAGAAUCGGCCAGGAGAUCCUCCCCACUCUGAAUGAGAUUGACCACUGUUACUUAGACGAGCGGCUGAAUGCUCUGCCUCAGCAGUACAACAACAUCUUAGCUUUAGCCAAAGAGAAGAAAGACAGGGUCCAGCAAAUUAUCCAGGAGCGAAAGGAGUUCAGCACUUUCUUUGAUUUAACUUGUAAUGCACUUGAGGAGCUGCGCGAGCAGUUUGACAAUCUGGAAAAGCAGACUAUCAAAAUAAAUGAAAAAGAGAUUCUAUAUCUAAUUAAUGCACAUAGAAAUAUAAAAAAAAGUUUAUUGCAUAUAAGCGGUGCGAUACGAGAACUGAAUGGGAAAAAUGAGAUGUUACUGAGUAGAGGCCAGCAUUAUAAAGCUGAAGAGACACACCAGCUGCUAAAUUUACAUAAAUCAUUAAAGAGGAGAAACAACCAGAGGCUUAGGGACUUAGAAGAGAAUGGUUUGAAAAUAGUAGCUGAACACAACCAUGAGGUAAACAAGUUGAAUCAAGAAUUAGAGUCAGUGAAGGAGGAGCUUGUCACGUUAAAAACAAACUCAGAAGUUGGUGCUGUGGCUAAAAUGAGUGGUCUGUAUUUGAUGCAGGAACGUCUGGACUGUGUGAAUUUUCAGAUAGAAGAAUGUAUCCAACAGACGAAAAGCCUUCAUCUGAACUUUGACCCUGCUACUUUACAGAACCUUUUAUCCCAACAAGAACUAUUACAAUCAGUGCGUGGUGACAUUAUAUGUUUUGUUGAAGAGACUGAAAAAGACCCCACAGACUUUGAGAACGUACAGCAGUGGUUGGAGAGGAUCAAGUCUAAACUGGAGGAGCCUGUGGUCCUUUUGGAGGUCACAGUUAAUCAUGUACAUGUGCAACUAUGGAGAUUGAAAGCCAUAGGAGAGGAAAUGAAAAGUAGUUUUAGGAUUUCAGCAGAAACCUUUAAAUCACACGUGGAACUGGCAAAGAUGCAAGAAGAAGUCCAACAAGCAAUGAACAAAAAACAGCUCGCUGUGGAUGAAGCUCUUUCGUUGGUCCAAAGGCACCACUUAUCACUGCAAUCUGCACAGAAAUGGCUGGACUGUGCCUCUGUGUUUCUCCAAAGGGCCGACGCAGGGCUAGAGCUGGAAAACCAUACAGACUGGAUGCAAGACCUGGAGGAAAUUAUAGCUCAGGAAAAGGACUUCACUGCUGCUUUGGAGGAGCUACUAAUUGUGGACCUUCUGCUUAUAAAAUAUGUGGAAUCAAAUGAGAUGAGUAAAGUCCGAGGACAAGUAGAAGCAAUCAAGAUUAGAAAAGAAGACGCAAAUGAGCAAUUGGACGUGCACCGACACACACUGCAAAGGUGUUAA